AUGGGGAAAAUUGGACCCCAGCCAAAACUGGCAAGAAACAAAACACCAGACGGGGAAAAGACCCAAGCAAACAACACAACACCACAACUCCUCUCCCCGGCUGAGCAGCGGGGACGAGAAAAGGAGACUGCAUUUUUAGCGAAAGAAAUGGCUAAAAAGAAACUCGCCAAACCGGCAAGCGCCAAAUACUACACAGCCCGACAGAGCCGCCAAAAUCGCGCUCUGUCUGCACCACAAAAGCACACAAAGGGCACCCGCGUCGGCAUCACGAAACCAGCGCAAAAAAGCCCAACCAACCGCGUCGCGUCGACUUCCGCAUCUGCGAGCAGACCGACGACGACAAACACUUCAGUAAACUCCACCCCACGACAACAGCAAGGGGCAGGGAAAAGGAAGUCUCAGAUCCCCACAAGAAUACACAAUUUCGAGAGUCCCAACCGUUUUGACGCCUUGGGGGACUCGGAUGAGGAAGGCGAGACAACCGCCACCCCAGACGUCAACCCGCCGCCGCCACCACAACAAACUCCACCAAGGGAUACACCAACAGCUCCAACCGCUACGUCACACGACGACAACUCGACUCCCGCCGUCGAGGGUCAGCAACAGUCCACCGACAGCGGAGAGGACGAGACAAAUCCCAGAAAUGUGCCACCAAUAGUGGUGUACCAACUAGAGGGGUACACCAAACUAAACAAGCUAUAA
Molecule: messenger RNA, 702 nt
Organism: Schistocerca serialis cubense
Lineage: Eukaryota; Metazoa; Arthropoda; Insecta; Orthoptera; Acrididae
Exons: 1
Coding region: 1-702 (233 amino acids)
Source: RefSeq, a predicted model, not a curated record